UCACUCGUUGCCGUAUUCUUGCCAUUCACCCUCCCCUUCCUCCCUGCCAACGCACUCUGCACCUCCUCAUUGGCUUCCCACCCUGUCAUCUUCAUUACGUGCGUUAUCACUGCUUCUGCAUCAGCACCCGCGGAUGAGGUUCCUGCUCUUUCUUUGUCGUCACCUGUGCGAGGCAGACGUAAACAUUGCCAGCAAGGCGUAAACAGGAUUUAAAAGAAAAAAGUAAAACUAAAAGUAUUAAACAAUUAUAGUUUCUGGAAAAGCUGCUGACCCGAGGCAUUGCAUCCACCCUCCUUCCCCUCCCUGUUGCUCCGGGCAUCAGGUUCCUUUGCAUGCUCCAUCGUCAAAGAAAGGCCUGGGAAGACGAAGCUUUUUCAACGGCUAUAUUUGUUUAAUGCUCAAAUGUGCAAUCUGUUUACGUGUUGUUGCUAAUGUUUGUGUUUGUUUACAGGCAAGUGGCGACGGCCGUGGGGCAGGUGUCUCAUUCACAGGUCAAGCAACGAAGAGCUGCGCGAGAGACGGAAAGGGAAAGUCUCCGCGGGACCAGCACAAGCGGAAGCGCAGGGUGGAGGACCCUUCGCCAUCGCCCUCCCCCUCCCCUUCCCCCCCUCCCAAGCACCAGCGCCAGAACUUCCCAGGGACUCCGGAGACGCCGAAGACCGUGAAGAAGCCAAAGCCAAAUCAGCGGAAGAGGUCCUUGAGCAGCGAGAGAGGGUCCGAGACCGCGGGUUCUUCAGGCAGCCAGACUGACGGCGAGAGUUUGGGCAAGCAGGGGCACCCGACGAAACAGAAGAACGCAACGAGGCCAGAAGAAGUGGUCACUCGAGAGAUAAGCAGCCAGACGAAAAGGGUUAAGCAGGAGAAAACGACCAGCGUGGCGGAGGGGCAGAACAACGAGGCAGAGGAGGCGCAAAACAAGCAAAGCGCAGCUAAGAGACUUAAAAGACUUAAGCGAUUUCUGCAGUUGAAUAAGCACAAGCCUUUCUCCAAGCUGCAGAGGUUGGUCAGACUGAAGAGAUUGGUCAAGCAGAAAGGCCGAGCUAAGCAGAACUUGAACACAAAGGGACGAAAGAAGCAGAGAGACGAAACUAAGGGAAAGAGCUUGUUCAGACAAGAUGAAGUGAAAGAAGAAGGCCUUGGCAAGCAGAAGAGCUUAGCCACCAAGGAUGAGAGCGCAGGGAGAGAUUGCGCUAAGGAGAAGAGCGACGCCAAACAUGAGGUCGUGGUUAAGCAAGAGAACGUGGCCAAUCAGGAGAUAACAGGCACCAAGAAAAGAGCAGCCAGCAGUAUUCUGCAUUCAUGCAAGCAGGGGCGCGUGGUGAAACGAAAAUCGAAGAAGAGCAAGAAGCCCAGCAUGAAAAGUAAACAAAAGAUUAGAGACGAGUAUUCCGCAUUCGGCAACCUCAUAGCGAAUCAGCUGCGCAGCAUGAACAGCAAAAGUACCCUUUACAUCGUGCAGCACAGAAUUUGUCAAGUCAUGAUUGAAGUACAGAUGUGGCACUACAAGCCAGAAAUUGCACGUAUGGUUUUCCCCAGUCCUCAUGGACCCUCGGCGCCUCCUUCUACUCCGCCUUCUUCCACGGGUUUUGGCACAUCUGCUCCGGUUACUCCCCAUGGCCAGGAAGCAUCCGUGCUGCACUACCUUCCCACUGCACUAUCUUCUGUCGCACAAACCCAACCGUGUGGUGCAUGUUCAAAACAAAGUACUUCCACAACGCGAGUGUCGGCAACCUCAGCCACGCCCCCAACGUCAGCCUCAGUCCUGGUCGCUGUCCCCAAUCCAACGGUGUCAAACCUCGUCCCAUCUAAUCCUCUUGUGCCUGCACCUGUUAGGUUUAAUCUCCCCUCUUCGAAUCGUGUUGUGCUUACUCCUGGCUGGUCCAACCCCCCCACGACCAACCCAGUUGUGUUUCCCCUCAUUAAGUCGAAGCCGCCAACGACGAAUGUUUUCUUAACCGUUGUUAGGCCCAACCCCUCUACCUCAAACCCAGUGGCGUUUACUUCAGAGAAGUGUAAACAACCUACACCUAGCUUGUCCACAUCCAAUCAGACAGAACGUAAUCAAACUGCCGCAGAGCCAGGUAGUAAUAGUGGAUCUACAUCUGACAUGGGUGCCCUUAACCCAGUUUCAUUAGAGGGAACAGCCCCACCUAGCCUAGGUACGUCUCAUGAAACUACAACUAACGCAAUUUCUUAUAUUCCAAGUGCUACCCUUGAUGUAACUGGUAUGCAUAUAGAGAAAACCAACCCUACUACACUGAAUUCUUCCACAUUGCGCACUAUUCUUACUUCAGCUCCUCCUAAGCAAAGCAUUUGUAGCCUUUCUAAAAUGGGCAUUUAUGCUCAAACCCUGGUUUCACUUAAUCCGCCAUUGACAAGGACAACUCAGUCAGAGCCAACAAUAGCAAGCUCGUACAUGCAAACAUCCAAAACAACCACAUCAAUCUUAGAUGCUGCACUUAAGUCAGCCAUACCAGAAGCAGUCACUCCCAUGACUAAUGUAACAGGAUCGGUCAGUUGUAUACCAUAUUCAUCUGUGCCUACACUAAGUCUGAUAACACAAAAGAUAACUGCACCAGACACGGCUACAGCACAAGCAAAAAAAACGAAACCAAAUGUAGUUAUGCCUGGGCCGGCCACACCAAGGUCAAGUGAUAACCAAGAACCAAAUAUACCAUUAACAUAUGUAGCUACAUUUGACACACCUAUAUCUAUCGCAUCUAAGCUUGACACCGACACAGAGGACCCUACAACUCGAGGUGUAGCAAUGUUUAUUCCAGUUACGGAGAAUAUAGCUAUGCCUGGUAUUGGCACGUCAAAUCUGACAAACCCAACUGACUCAAAUGUAGUGAUAACUUAUUCAAAUACACUACAUGCACCUCAUUCAAACAUGUUUGUUGAUCCACAUAUAGAUACGCCUGGCUCUGAUGCUGUGAAGCCUACAUCAGCUACAUCAAAUCCACCUUGGCUAAGUGAUUGUUCUCCUCAUCCAUCUACACCAGAUGUAGUUUCAACUAGCCAGUCUUCCCCACUAUCUACCAUUCCAGAUGUAGCUGCUCCUAUCUCAGCCAUUUCAAGCGAAGCUACAGGGGACAUGCAAAACACACAAGAAAUUGUUUCAUCUCAGCCAGGGACACUUUCCUCAAAUAUAACCUCAUUGGACAAAGCUAAACCAAAUGUGGGUGCAUCUGUUUUAUCGGCUAAUGUAUCUGUGGCAUCAUGUGUACCUUCAAACCAAGAAAUAUUAGAUCUAACAACGCCAAAUGUAACUCAUGAGCUAAGUACACCUGGUGUUAGUGACCCAGCUGUACGUGUUGAAGUACUUCGUGAUCCUAAGCCUCCUGAAGCUAUUCAUAAUCCUGCAACAACUUGUGCAGUUGCUACAAGUGCAGAUACCCAUGACGUAGCUACCCAUUCACCUGCACCUGUUUUAGAAACAUCUGAGUUAGCCAAACCAUGUUCAUCUACUCCGGUUGUAGAUGGAACUGAUCAAAAUACACUUGUAGCUCCAUGUAAUCCAACUACAUCUCUUGUAGCUAGUCCAGAUCCAGCUACUAUUGACUCAGAUGGAUCCAACCCGGGUGCGGACAUCGAUUUACCUGUGGUAUCUACGCCCAUUGCAGUUACUGCUGAUCAUUGUGUUUGUGUAACUUCUAGUCCAGCUACACCACCUGCAGCUGCAUGUGUAGAUACACAGGAUGAAGUUACACACAUAGUUUCUAGUCCAGUUACACAUAUUUUAGCAACACCUGUUGACGUAGCACAAGUAGUUGCAACUAGUGAACUUGCAACUGAUUCAGUUGCACCUGUUGUAGAUAUGUCGGACCCACUCACAUCAAGUUUUAAUAAACCAACUGCACCUGGUGCAAAUAGACCUGAUGAAACGGCAACUGCUGUUGUAGAUGAGCCAGUUACACCUGUUGCAGACACAGAGGGAUUAGAUACACCCAGUCCAGCUCCACCUGUUGUAGAUACACCUGACACAGCUAUAACUGAUGUAGGUACCCGUAGUCCAAAUACAACUGAUUUAGAUAUGUUUGACCAGACUGCACCUGUUGUAGAUGUUCGGAGUCCAGCUACACCGCUCGCAGAUACUCCUGACCCAGGUACAUCUCCCGCAUCAGUUUACGAUGAAACACCUGGCACACCCAACCAGACACUUGAUCUGACUCCAGGCCGUGAAAAUACUGCAGAGCUCACUACUACUAACAACAUGACUGCAUCUGGUUUAACAACUCUUGAUUCUAGCACACCUACUGGAGCUACUGCUGAUCCAGUAACGCCUGAUGUAGCAUCUGAUUCCGUUACACCUACAACACCUGCUCUAGCUAUAUUUGCUGUGGCAUCUCAAAAAUCACCUCCACCUGAUGGAGCUUCAGAACCAAGUACACCUGGUGCAGUAACUGAACCAGUUACACCAGACAUUGGUGUAGCUUCUGAUCCAACUACAUCUGCUGUAGCUUCUGCUCCAAGUCCACUUGUAGCUACUGACCUAACUACACCUGAUCACGCAACACCUAGUGUAGCUGAUGACCCAGUCACAUUCAGUGAGGAUGCUCAUAUAAGUACACCAAGCGUAGCUUCUGAUCCAAGUACGCCUGGCGUAGGUAGUGACCCAGCAACCCCUUGUGUAGCUACUGGCCUAAUUACACAUGGUGAAUCUUCGGAUCUGGUUACACUUCAAGAGGUUGCCGAUCCAGCUAACACUCGAGCUACACCUAGUGUACUCACCGAAGCAGCUACACCUGGUGAGACUCCAACUAGUGAAGGUUGUGAUCAAGUAGCACCUGUUGAAGGUUGUGAUCAAGUAGCACCUAUUGAAGGUGCUGACACAGCUACACCUGUUGAAGGUACUGAUACAGCUGCAUCUGUUGAAGGUACUGAUACAGCUGCAUCUGUUGAAGGUACUGAUACAGCUGCAUCUGUUGAAGGUACUGAUACAGCUGCACGUGUUGAAGGUACUGAUACAGCUACAACUGUUGAAACUGCUGAAAAUACUGAUGUAGAUAUACCUGUUGCAGAUGCAGAAUGUAUUAAUCCAGCUAUAAUUGCUAAAGAUGGCGGUGUAAUCACACCUGCUGAAAGUCCUGAUCCAAGUUCACCUGUUGAAAGUACUGACCCAACUACUGCUGUUCAAGGUAGUGACCCAGCUACACCUGCUGAAGGUACUGGUCGAGCUGCACUUGCUCAAGGUACAGAUCCAGCAACACCAAAUGAAGCUGCUGAAAAUAUAGAUCAUACUACACCUGCAGAAGGUACUGAUUCAGCUACACUUGUGGAAAGUACUGAUCUAACUACACCUGCAGAAAUUACUGAUUCAGCAACACCUGUAGAAAUUACUGAUCCAGUAACACCUGCUGAAAUAACUGAUCCAGUAACACCUGCUGAAAUAACUGAUCCAGCAACACCUGCUGAAAUAACUGAUCCAGCAACACCUGCUGAAAUAACUGAUCCGGCAACACCUGCUGAAAUAACUGAUCCAGCUACACCCGUUGAGGCAGCAGAUCCAGCUACACCUGUCGAAGGUAGUGGCCUAGCUACACCCGUUGAGGCAGCAGAUCUAGCUACACCUGCCGAAGGUACAGAUCCAGCUAUACCCGUUGAGGCAGCAGAUAUAGCUACACCUGCCGAAGGUACAGAUCCAGCUACACCUGCUGAAGGUAGUGGCCCAGCUACACCCGUUGAGGCAGCAGAUCCAGCAACACCUAGUGUUGCUUCUGGUUCAACGACACCAGACCCAAGUACACCUAGUGUAGAGGCAUCUGGUGUAGCUGUGUCUGAUUCAACUGCGUAAGAUGUGGUAGUCUAAUAGCAAGUCCGAUUACAUCAGAUGCACGAAAGUUAAAUACACGAAAUAACGGAGAGAAUCAGAGUCCAUUCGCACCCAUUUUACUGUAGUUAUCUUUGUGAUUGUUUAUUGCUUGUUGUGACUUACCUU
Penaeus monodon (black tiger shrimp) is the source of this 5938-nucleotide messenger RNA. RefSeq names its product mucin-17-like. Bases 395 to 5794 code for a protein of 1799 amino acids. NCBI's taxonomy places the organism in Eukaryota, Metazoa, Arthropoda, Malacostraca, Decapoda, Penaeidae. The transcript has a single exon. The record is from RefSeq and is a predicted model, not a curated record.